This is a messenger RNA of Symbiodinium necroappetens, 1103 nucleotides long. The record is from the annotation of a GenBank genome assembly. Lineage: Eukaryota; Dinophyceae; Suessiales; Symbiodiniaceae.
ACCAAAAUUCCUGGCGCUCUGUUUGGUCGAAGUCGCUGAAGCGAAGGCACAGCGAGACCAGCGAGGAGUUGCCAGGGGUGGAGGUGAUCGAGCUCCAGGAGGAAGCAGAGAUGUCCGAGGAGCAGGCCUUGCCAUCUGUGGAACCUGCCCUGAUGCCUCUGCCGCCGAUGCCCAUGGAAGGAGUGGACGACCUUGGCCUUGACAUGCAGGUGCAGGAGUAUGUUCUCGAGGACACCUCGCGACAGAAGCCCGAGGCGCCUGUCGACAGUGCCCUCGUGAAACAAGAGGACGGAGUGCAUGGAAGUGGCGACGCGGAUCAGAGCACCAGAAAUCCUGCUUUGCAGGCAUCGAAGGCAGUCGGCUGCAGUUUUACGUCGCCGAUCCAGCUGGAAGGCCUCCGCCGGUGCGCCGCGCGACGCCGCGCCCGAGCCGAGGCGUCUCCAGACCUGGACUCCGACGCGACAGCCACUACCUCGAGCAAGCAGUUUCCGAGGGCCUUCUCCCUUGCCGAGCUGGGCAGCCACGGGAGCGGGGAAGGCGUGUCCGUGGAGGAAGUUGCCAGCUGCGGUGUUUCCAAUCUCAGGUUUGACAAGACCUGCUUUUCCAAGAUGCGCGUGAUUGGCCAGUUCAACCUUGGCUUCAUCAUCGCUGCGCUGCCUCAGAAGCAGGACGAUGGUCAGAGUCACCCGCCAGGCGACCUCCAGCUGUUCAUCGUGGAUCAGCAUGCCUCUGACGAGAAGUUCCGUUUCGAGGCACUGAACCGCGAAACUCGCCUCGAUCGACAGCCCCUGGUGACGCCUCACCCGUUGCAGCUGACGCCGGCCCAGGAGCAGCUGGCCGAGGCCCAUGCGGAGGUCUUCCGCAUGAACGGUUUCGAGCUGAAGAAGGAUGAGGCGCAGCCACCUGGGCGAAGGCUUCGAGCUACCGCGUUGCCCAGCUGUCAGGGGCUGGUCUUCAACGACAAGGACAUUCAUGACCUCCUGUACAAGCUGGAAGAGGCAGAGGUGUCAGAGAAUGUGACGCAGUCCGAUAAAACAGGGCUCCUGGACCUUUCCGGGCAUCGGGCACUUUGGAGCGCCACUGCUGCGCCCAGGCCACAGAAG